GGGAGUGAAGGGUCCCCAUACAUACAGAACACAGCAAAAGGGCUUAUUCAAUUCAAUCUAUUGCUUUUCUUAAAAUGUUGAGUGCGUUGUGCCAGUAAAGUAGUAGUGUUACUGGCGGUGGCGUCGUACAGAAGCUGGCCCCAAUUCCUCCUCUAGCCUGCGCUUUCUUCGUUGCCCGGCACUACGGCCCGUUCCGAAAUCCGACACCUCACUCAACAAUUCUCAGUCUCUGAUUUCGGAUAAAGCCAUGUCUAAAGCUCGAGUAUACACCGAUAUCAAUGUGCUUCGCCCUAGGGAAUAUUGGGAUUACGAAUCCCUUACUGUUCAAUGGGGCGAUCAGGAUGACUAUGAGGUUGUUCGGAAAGUUGGGAGAGGAAAAUACAGUGAAGUUUUUGAAGGUAUAAAUGUUAACAGCAAUGAGAAGUGCAUAAUCAAGAUCCUGAAACCUGUUAAGAAGAAAAAGAUCAAAAGAGAAAUAAAGAUAUUGCAAAACCUCUGUGGUGGACCAAACAUUGUCAAACUCCUUGAUAUUGUCAGAGAUCAGCAUUCAAAAACUCCAAGCUUGAUUUUUGAGUACGUGAACAGCACUGAUUUCAAAGUUUUGUACCCAACGCUAACGGAUUAUGACAUACGGUACUACAUAUAUGAGCUUCUCAAGGCACUAGAUUAUUGUCAUUCACAGGGAAUAAUGCAUAGAGAUGUCAAGCCCCAUAAUGUUAUGAUAGACCAUGAACUGCGGAAGCUUCGCUUGAUAGAUUGGGGUCUUGCUGAAUUUUACCAUCCAGGGAAAGAAUAUAAUGUCCGUGUUGCUUCAAGAUACUUCAAGGGCCCUGAACUUCUAGUUGACUUGCAAGACUAUGACUAUUCUUUGGACAUGUGGAGCCUUGGCUGCAUGUUUGCAGGAAUGAUCUUUCGCAAGGAACCUUUCUUUUAUGGUCAUGAUAAUCAGGAUCAGCUCGUCAAAAUUGCAAAGGUACUUGGGACAGAUGAGUUGAAUGCAUAUUUGCACAAGUAUCGAUUAGAGCUUGAUCCUCAGCUAGAGGCUAUGGUUGGGAGACACAGUAGGAAGCCAUGGUCCAAAUUUAUUAAUGCAGACAAUCAGCAUCUAGUGUCACCAGAGGCUAUAGAUUUUCUUGACAAGCUUCUUCGUUAUGAUCAUCAGUCUAGACUUACUGCAAAAGAAGCAAUGGCCCAUACAUAUUUCUUGCAAGUGAGGGCUGCAGAAACUAGCAGGAUGAGGACACAGUAGCUUUCUUGUCUUGCUUGCUGUCAAUGGGAAGAAAGAAAACUAUGGCGUGAUGUACCAUUUGUAUCCUUGUUAAGUUAACAUUUGUGGAAACUCGUAGUUGAACUUGAGUAUCAACAUCUACCGAAUUUGGGGAAAUACAGAAUUUUGUAGUCAGAAUUUCCCUUUCCGCGUAGGAAUGUUCAUUGGUUGGUUUAAUACAUUCGGUUUUAAGAUGUUACACCAAUACUGUAUUGCGUUUUUUUAA
Molecule: messenger RNA, 1493 nt
Organism: Nicotiana tabacum (common tobacco)
Lineage: Eukaryota; Viridiplantae; Streptophyta; Magnoliopsida; Solanales; Solanaceae
Source: RefSeq, a predicted model, not a curated record